GUGUCCUGUCGCACCAAGUUGGCAAUAUUGGCUUCGUCAAUUCGCCGCUGGGAACCAGCUGCUUGUGACUCCUGUCUUAAACUUUUUUUUUUGAAAAUAUUGAAACCCCAAAAAUUUGUUCUUUUGAUUUCUUAGAACAGAAUUGUUACAUCAAUGAACUUGUUACGGAAUUGGAAGCUUUUAGGAAGUAUUGUUUAAUGGUUAGUUACUACUCAAACCCAAUUUGAAUUUGGAAUUGACAAAUUCGUAAAUGAGUUUUGACUAAUAUCGAAAUAAACAAUUGCUUCGAAUUCAAUAACCAAACUUCUCGAAUCGUUUCUAAAUCUGUCACUUUAACUGACAAUUUUAGAGUAACUAUUGUUAUGCAUGAACUUAUUUAAACAUUAGUGUCGCUUAGUAUAUUUGAUCGUUUGUUAUAUCAACUUCCCUAAAAUUAAAUUAUUUUCUGCCUGCAUUUAUAUCCUGUAAGAUCCAAGAUCCCCAAAAGUGAAUAUUAAAGUUUUAAAAGUUUUAGGUAUGUUAAUAAAUUCAAUGGUUUAUUCUAUUUACACAAUUCCUACUGUGACAAUAUUAAGCUUGGAAGAUGAAAUGCAGAAAAAAGCUAUACAGGAAGUAACGGCAAACAGUUAUACAACAUGGAAAUGUGUGAAAGUCACAUCACUAAAGUUAUUUGACGAGAUGAUAUCCUUAAAAGUGAUUCCCAUAUGGCGGGGAAUUCGAUUAGUUCGGGUUGCCGAUUACGUAGAUGACAGGAUGACUGAUCCAAGUGAUGCUGCUCAAAGGGAUGUCGAAGGUUUUUUGUAUCUGGAUCAAAUAGCGGAAAGAAUGACGAAGAUUCUACAAACGCAUGCCCUGCAAGUUAGCCUUAAGGACAUCUUUGAUGGAAUUGUGUUAGAUGACAAAGGACAAUCAUUCAAUGUGUAUGGAUCUCCACGCCAUAGACGUCACAGAAAUAACAUGAUGAUGGCAAUGGUAUUUGGUGUUACAGCUCUGGGAGCUGUUAUGGUGCCGGUUGGGUUUCAGGUUUUGUCAGUUAUUAGCGGAAAAGCACUCCUACUGGCUAAAAUGGCUUUGCUGUUGGCUUCAAUUAAUGGUUUAAAAAGGAUUGCCAAUAGUGGUGUUCAUUAUGGACUGUAUCAAGUUCCACAUGAUCCUUAUGGCUAUCCGCAUGGCUAUUACGAUCGUGGAGAUGCCCAACAUCCACGGAACGUUCCAAAUCCUAUGGCGAAUCGAAUUGAUGAUGUUUAGAUUGUAAAAAUAAAAAGUUAAU
Messenger RNA from Episyrphus balteatus (marmalade hoverfly), 1270 nucleotides. RefSeq lists its product as uncharacterized. Bases 517 to 1248 code for a protein of 243 amino acids. The record is from RefSeq and is a predicted model, not a curated record. The transcript has 5 exons. Lineage: Eukaryota; Metazoa; Arthropoda; Insecta; Diptera; Syrphidae.